AUGAGUUUCGGUGUUAGUUCAGGCGAUAUCGUUCUUCUCACAAAAUUUACCUACAAGAUUCUGUCUUCCCUCGGAGAGGACGGUCCCAGAUCAGAAUACCAGCACGCUGAAGAGGAAUGUGAAGCUUUUCUUUCUCUCAUAGAGGAGAUUCAAAGUCUCGAUCUUUCUAUCGUUCCUGAGUCAUUUCAGCGAAAAGUUUUUCAUUAUUCGACAAAUAUGCAAAGACUUGUCGAGACGUUCAAAAAGAGCAUUAAGCAAUAUGAGAAGUCGUUGGGCAAAAAUUCCAGCCGAGGCUCAAUCCGCAGUGCUCCAAGAAAGGUCCAAUGGGCACUCCGAGCUGCCGCUGACCUCCAAAUAUUCAGGAAGGGUCUUGGAAAUCAGAUUCAAAUUGUCCAACUAGCCAUAUCGACAAGCAUACACGCAAUGAUUAGCAGUCGCUCACAGUUACUGCCUAUGUCCGUAUCACCAUCGCAUAAUCUCCUUAAUGACGGCCCUUACAGCACUUCACACACACAUACACAUCUCGCCCCACUGCGGUAUUCCCCUAUAGUUCCUCCUUUGAUGGGUGGAUAUCAAAUUCUUCACCAAGUCGAUCAUAUAACAAAUAUUGUUUAUGAACGACUACAGAAGAGACCGGAUAUACAGCCUCCUGGAAGGGUUCAUACGCUGCCAGAUGAUUCAAACAACACGACACCUGCUAUGCCAAUUGAUCCAACACAAAGAGGAAGCUUACGGCCGUCUACAUUUCAUUCACUUGAACAACAAGCCAAAAGUCAAGAGGAAACACUUGCAUUCCAAGGAACUAGCGCAAAGCAUAGUAUCCAGCAAAGUUUAGCUGAUGACAUCGAUGAAUAUCUGACCUCGAUGAACCUUGACAAACUGUCCCAGGCGGAGAGAAUAGAAGUGGACCGGAAUGAUCAAUUGCAUCCGUAUAUCACCCCUUCUGAUACAAUGCGACAAUUCAGAAGUCCUCAAAUCCUAGGACCUGCCAAUAUGACUGGCUCACUACAGCCGAGUCAAAUUCAGAGCGGUAGCCCAAACGAGCCAUGUUCUCGCGAUAAUACCAAGGCUAGCAAAUUCCGAAGGCUGGAUCCGCUAUCCGCUGCAACUAGUAUCACAGGUUUCUGCGUGUUAGCCGCUGAGUUUUCCUUGAAACUCACAAAUAUUUUCCAUGAUAUGAAUGGCGAGUGUAAAGAAGCACGGCUUCUUUCGCGAAAGUUAGGACAAUAUUCUGAACUGUUACAAUCGGCUGCUGGUGUCAUCGAUGCUAUGUCAUUCAGUGAGGAAUUACAGGGAGCGGGCACGUCAAUACUCUUUGAUAAUGCACUUCUCAUGUCAGAAAUGGAGACAGCUCUGUCUGGAUAUGCACGGCCCUACAGGUACAGACUGAUAAGAAAGCUUACAUGGAAUCUAGUAAAACGGGAUAUAAUGAAAAUGGUGGAACAGAUUGAUUUUCUCAAAUCUUCGCUCUCGCUCAUGCUGCAGUUGUAUCAAGUUAAGAUGACUGAGUGCCAAAUUCAGAUGUCACAGCAAUCUUCCCGGGGCGAGAAUUUACAAUAA
Molecule: messenger RNA, 1560 nt
Organism: Penicillium alfredii
Lineage: Eukaryota; Fungi; Ascomycota; Eurotiomycetes; Eurotiales; Aspergillaceae
Exons: 2
Coding region: 1-1560 (519 amino acids)
Source: RefSeq, a predicted model, not a curated record